Molecule: messenger RNA, 3785 nt
Organism: Paramecium sonneborni
Lineage: Eukaryota; Ciliophora; Oligohymenophorea; Peniculida; Parameciidae
Source: the annotation of a GenBank genome assembly
AUGCUAAGUGAAUCCUAAGUUAUUGCAAAUAAAUUACAAUGCUAAUUAUCAAAAUCAGUACCUGAAUUAUUGUAGAUUGAAAGUAUUAAUAAAAAUGAAUAUGGAAUUUUCAGAAUAAAAAAAGAACACUUAAUAAAAUUUGAUGAAUUUAGUGAUUACACCCUUGAUUAAGAUGUUUUAGUGUACAUAGAUAAGAAAGUGAGAAAUUAAUAUAUUGUAAGAUUGCUUAAUAUCAUUUUAGAUGAAACUUAAAUAUGAAAAGAAUUUCGAUGUUGAAUAAUAUGUUAUAGAAGGUAGGAACUAUGUCUACAUUAGAACCCAAUUAGUAAAUAUGUAGAACAAAAAAGAGAUAAUAAAUUUGCAUUUGUUAAAUAUUUAUUAAUAAGGCUCAAUUAAAUAACUUAUAUAAGAAACUCUAAAUGGAGUUUAGUUUAGCUUCAAAUUUAUAGACUAAUAAGAUUAUUUUGUUUAGAUAAUAUUUGCUACUUUAUUUGAGAAUGAAUUUAAAGGAACAAAUUUGUAAGUGGCUAAUCUAGUCUAAGAAAUUUAAAAAAACUACAUGUCUUGCUCAAUAAAUGAAUGUAAAAAGGAUAAGGAAUUUUCUUUAUCGCUUUAAAACAUAUAAUUUUAAUAAAUACCUCCUUUAUUUAUAAAAGAAUGUAAAUAUAAAUAAAUAUGGCUAGGUUCUCUAAAGACAUCCUAAUCAAUUUAAUAUUAUUAAUAAAUCAAUUCUAUCUAUGCAGCAAAUAUUGAAUUAGAGAAAGAUGAAAUUCAGUUUAAUAUAGACUUUACAUUAGAAUGUAUAAAACUUAUGAGCUCAAAUGAAGAAAGAAAUCAUAUAAAAAUGGAAUAUGAUUAAUACUUUUGCAUUAACAAUUUAAUCUAUCAUUUUAGAUUUAUUUCAAGUAGAUAAUUAAUCAUUAAUUUAAGUUAGUUCAAAAUUAUUAAAGAUUUAACUAUUAUGUUAUACUCCUGUAAGUUAAAAAUGAUAUAAACCAAAAUAAAUUAAUAGAAGAUCUAUUUAAUUUAAUCCUAAACUUGAAAUGUUAAAAAGAAAUUUAAAUAACCAAUGAUAAUUUAGAAAAAUUAAUAUAAAUGAAUUCCUCAUUUAUUUAAUAACAAUAGAAUUAAAACAAUAAAGAAUUAAAAACUUAAGAUAAUUAUGAUACCAAGGUUUUUGUUGAAGAAAAUAUUAAUAUUUAGAUAGAUGAAGAAUAUUAGUAGAUUAAUAAAUAAUCAAAAUUAUUAUAACCUAAUAAUGAUGAAAACAGUGAGAGUUUGCAAUUUAUAUAAAUCAACUAAUCAUUUGGAAGUACUCCAUAAUUAUUAGAAAUAAAAUAGGAUUUACCAUUAGAAGAAGAUUAAAUUAAUGUAGAAUAACAGUAAUUUGAGAUGAAAUAAAUAAUAAAUGAUGACAUUUUUGAUUAGCCAUUAUAAUUAGAAGAAUAAUAACAUUAAUAAAGGCUAAAUUAGGUAAAUUAAUAUGAGAAAAAGACUUAGGAAAUUGAAGAAUCUAUCAAUUUUGAAAAGUCUGAUAAUUAAUAGUAUCAAGAUUAGAAAAUAGAAAAUGUAGUUUUUGAUGAGUAUAAUCAAUAACAAUAAUAAAAAUAAGAUUUAGAAUAUCCAAUACAUUAAAGUAAUUUAAAUAAAUAAAGUAAUAAAGAAGAAGUUUUAAAAUAGGAUAAAAAUGUGAUAAAAAAUUAAAGUUAUGAAAAUCAUUAAAAUAGAUAUAAAAUAUAAGAUAAUUAUGAUGAAUAUUAAAGUCAUUAAAGACAUCAUCAUCGACAUCACAGUGAAUAAUAUAGAGGUACUUAAUAUGAAUAUGAUUAAUUAUAUGAAGAAUAAGAAUAAGAAUAAGAAAGACAUCACCAUCAUCACCAUCAUCACCAUCAUCAUUAAUUUCAUCAUCACAAUUAUUAAUAUGAUAAUGAAUUCAAAGAAAAUGAGAAUUAAAAUUUAAGAGGAUUUGGGGUUGAUUCAAAAAGAAAUAAUUUAAGAGGUAGAAAUAAUAGAGAUUAUUCAUUGUCUGAUAAUAACAAUCCAGAGAUUAUAGAUAGAAUAAUAAUAGAGUAUAAUUUUUAAUAGAGAGAAAAUGAUGAUACUUAAUAAUAAUAGGGAAAUUCAUAAAAAAAAGAUCAUAAAAAAGAAAAUCCAAUAGCUGGUCCAAAAAAAUAGUAAAUAUAAUAUGAUAAAGAUUAAACAUAAUCAUAAAAUAAUGAUAGUAAUGAAAAUAAUAAAUCAAAUAAUAAACCUUUAAGUAAAAAAAAAAAGAUAUAAGAAGAAGAAGAUGAUGAAUAAGAAAAUGAUAAUAAAACAUAAUAAGAUAAACCAAAAACAUUAUCUGCUUAAAAAUAAAAUAAUAAAGAUAAAGAUAAUUAAUAAUAAUAAAAAGUAAGAGACACUAAUAAAACAAAUAAGGAAGAAUCAGAUUAAAAGGAAGAAGAAGAAAUAGAUUAAGAUAAUACAAAUACUGAGGAUGAUGAAGAUAAAAAGAUUAAAUAAAAGAAAAAGUAAAAUGAUUCAGAUGAUAAAGAUAAUGAAGAUGAAAAUUAAAAUAAGGAUGAAAUAGAAGAAUCUAAUGAAAGAGAGUAAAAUAAAGAAGAAGAUAUAUAAGAAUAAGAUGAAUAAGAAUAAGAUGAAUAAAAUGAAGAAGAUUAAAAUAAUUAAUAAAAAUAAAAGAAAUCUAAAACAAAAAAAUAAUAAAAUAAAGAAAAAGAUGAUAAUAAAAAAUAAAAAUAGAGUAAAAAAGAAUCUAAGAAAUAAUAAGAUGAAGAGGAAGAAAAUGUUGAAAAUGAGAAUGAAGAUGAAUUAUAUGAUUUUAAUGGAAGAUAUAUUCCAAAUGAUCCAUUUUAUGAACAUCGUAAAUCAAAAAGAGGUAGAUAUCCUUUUAAUUAUCCUACAAAUGAUCCAUAUUAAGAAAUAUUUGGAAAUGAAAGAUUUUGGAGAUAUGAAACAAUGAAAAGAUAAUAAGUUAGAUAUCCAUUUAAUGGUUAUCCUUAUAGACAUAGAAAAUAAACAGUUGAUCAUUCACCAUUUCCUCAUGUUAAUUCUUAUUAUAAAAUGCAUCCAUUUUAAUAAUAAACUUAUCAUUGUUCACCUUGGGUUGGAAGAGACUUUUAUCCAGAUACUGGUUAUGGAAUGAGUAGAGUUACAGCUGCAUAUAAAGGUAGAUAUACAGAUCCUGAUUAAGUGUUAAGAGAUUUAACUAUUAAAUAAUAAUAAUAAAAAUAAUGGAAAACAUCUGUCUAAUAAUAUAGAGAUUAAGUUGGAUAUAAAUAUGCUGAUUAUGAUCUAGAUUUUUAACCACAUUAUUCUUAAUCAUAUGAAGAUAUUAUCUAAUAAUAUCCUGAUUAUGAUCAUACUAUAUUUGAUUCCACUUAAUUUUAACCUUAUGAAGAUAAAUCAAAUAAAACUCAUGAUUUCUUAAAUGAUCCAUCAUUUUAAUUUAGAUAAGGAAAAAAACCAUUAGAUAAAAAAAAUUAAAUUACGACAUUCAAUCCUCAAUAAUUUGAUGAAAAUGAUUGUUUUGUAGUCUAUGAUUAAUGCAAUUUCUAAGGUAAUAGAUUAGAUUUAUGUGGAGAAUAUCCAGAUAUCCCAUAAUAUAUUAAUGGGUUUAAAAUAUUCUCUUUUAUUGUUCCAGAUAAUCUAUCAAUUAGAUUUUUUCAAUCUACAGAUUUUUAAAGUAUUUUUAUAUAAUAAAUUCAUUAGAUAAUAUUGAAAAUGUUGAAGGAACUUCUGAUUGUUUAAAAGUACCAUAUGAAUUGGUUCCAAAUAUAUAAUAAUGA